Molecule: messenger RNA, 1434 nt
Organism: Bursaphelenchus xylophilus (pine wood nematode)
Lineage: Eukaryota; Metazoa; Nematoda; Chromadorea; Rhabditida; Aphelenchoididae
Source: the annotation of a GenBank genome assembly
AUGAAGUUUGCUAUUCUUUUCUUCCUCUCUGCAUUUCUCCCAUUAAUUCUUUGUGAAUUCAACCAAACUUGGCAUUAUUCUGUCUGUAAGUGGGCCUCAUCCAAUUAAUGGGACGCCGUGUUUAGUCAGUAGUGAGCCACUGUUUUAUCGCAUCAAAAUCGGGAACGACAACAGAUAUGUAAAUGUGCAUGUAGACACGAACAGAUUUUACAGUCUGGUAUUCGGUCCAGAAUGUUUUACUCAAGACUCUAAAUGUAGACCUUACAGCUCGGACUUUGUCUACAGCACGUAGUAAGUUAUAUACUAUUAAGCCACCAGUUUCACAGAUGCACUCAAAUAUCAUACAUACUCCUAGUCUCCUCUAACACUAUCCAUUGCAGUAACACCGGGGGAGUGAGAGUGCGUCCGGAUACAACUUACAUCGACAAAUUCAAUGAUCUUGCGAAAUAUGAAUUUGAAUUGUAUCAGGAUUCGAUUACCCUGGGACUGCAGACCUUCGUACUUGAAUUGGGUGUCAUCAUUGACGCUUACUUCCCUUCAGCUGUCCGUUAUAGUGGCUUCCUUGGUUUGGGUAUCAGCGAGGAUAAAACAAGCAUUGUUAAGCAGUUAAUGCAGGAUUUGACCUAUCCUCAGAUCACCUUCCAAGAGGCUAGAAGAUAUGUGAGCAAGGUAGGUUUUGUGCGACUAUUCUGAUUGAGACGAUGAUAGAAAAACGAGAGUAUGGAUGUAAAUGGAUAUGGCUCCAUUGUCUUUGGAGAGUACGAUGAGGAGUACUGUGGAAACUUCACAUUCAUCGAGACUAUCGCUAAUAAUAAGUGGAGGUUCAAGAAAGAGUAGGUUCUUGGAGUCAUUAUAAAGACUACCGGAAGCAUACUAAAUUAAUUUGCUCUACAAGUCUAAGUCGCAAACAAAGGUCAAUUUUUUUCAGCAUAACAACAUCAAACGGCACCGUCCUCAAGGACCAAGUGAUUGCAUUGGCUGUUGGCCAAGACUCUCAAAUCCCACAAGAAAUCUACGACGACGAGAUCCUAACAAAAGAGCAUGCAGACCCCAAUGAUUUCCCCAGUUUUAGUUUCACUCACGACGGGAAAGAGUACAACCUGAAUGCUUCGGAUUAUGCGUGGUACAGAGAAGAUGUAAGCCUUUAAAAAAUGUCUUUUCGGCAGUUAUAUCUUAACUGUAAUUUACGAUUCUUUGUUCAUUUUUCAGCGUGGCCUUUACAGCGCGCAUAUCAGUUCCGCCAAGCCCACUUAUGGAUACGACUUUGCCUUGGGAAGCGACUUCCUUCAACAUUAUUGUGUUGCGUUGCGAUCCGACAGUAAUUUCACGAAACUUGAAAUCGGAUUUGCCGAGAAUUUCGGCCGAAAUUCCGGAAUGCGCUACGCCGCAUCCACAAGUUUGCUCCUUGUUCUUUUCGCUCUUUAUCUUCGGUGA